Messenger RNA from Thermochaetoides thermophila DSM 1495, 1494 nucleotides. RefSeq lists its product as uncharacterized. The record is from RefSeq and is a predicted model, not a curated record. NCBI's taxonomy places the organism in Eukaryota, Fungi, Ascomycota, Sordariomycetes, Sordariales, Chaetomiaceae. The transcript has a single exon. The coding region runs from base 1 to 1494 and encodes 497 amino acids.
AUGGGAAGCUCCUCUGACGACAACAACCCCCCCAUCAAUCCCUUUAUCCGCUUCGCCCAACACGUCAACCAGAACAUCCAAGCCGGCCUCAACACCAUCAACCCCUUCGCCUCUUCCUCCUCCAACCCUUCCCCACCCCAGUCCUUGCCAGCCUCUAGCGACACCCAAACUCCCUCCGACGCCAUCGUCCCCUCUACCGACAACCUCCCCUCCGCCCCCCUCGACCCCGCCACCGCCCACUUCGAAACCCGGCUCUCCCUGCUCCGAGGCGGUACGCGUCCCGAAGCUGACCUCGCCUGGCGCCUGUUUCUGCGGCACUCAACCUACUCACCGUUACGCCUGGACCGCGAGCUGGGAUGGCGGCCGCGCCCGUAUUGCCCCGACGAUCCGGGACUGGAUACAAGCCAGUUCGGGUGGGCAGAUGCGUUUGAGGAUCUGAUGCUCGCACAGUCGGGGGUGGAGAGGAUGAGCGAUUUGCGGGAGAAGAGCGAGUUGUUUGAGGGAUGGGCGUUUGGAAGUCGUGGACUUCCUUGGGAUGAGGGGGAGAAGGAUGUUACGGCUGUGUGGAGGCCGUUUCAUUUUACCUUUCCGUUUGGGAUGGGGUUCGGGUUUGGCGGCGUCUACGGGCCGGUGACGUUCGGAGCGGCGGGGAGCAGGGAGUGGAGGGAGAUGGCUUGGUUGAGGAGGAUGCACGAGCGGCGGCUGAACGAGGUGUAUUUCCCGGUUCAGGAGCUGGGGAAAGGGGGGUAUCGCAGUCCGGAAACGAUGGAGGAGUGGGUCGAGUUUAGGCGGAGGGAGGCUGAGCGGCGCAAGGCGAUGCAAGAUGCUUGGGGCAGGCGGCUGGAUAACAAGCCGUAUGAGUCGUUCGGCGAGGAGUGGGAGCGCAUGCUGGAGAGCUUCGGCCUAUCAGAUCGUUCGACCGAGAACAAGGACGGCAAGAAGGACGGCCACAGCGUCAUCGAUGAGAUCAAGUCUGUCUUCAAAGCGUUCGACGACCUGUUCCCCCGCCACGGCCAUAACAAAAAGGACGAGAACCACAACCCCGACACCGACUUAGACCUCUUCGAAUCCGCUCGCUCCGCCUUCGAAGACACGCACCGCUCCCUCUCUACCUUCUUCAAGACCUUCUCCAACGCAUGGAAGGACGCGACCAACGCCGCUGCCUUCCCUCCCAUCCCUCGUUCCUCUUCCAACAACCCAGCCGGGUCUAAUCCAACCAAGGUCGAAACGACCGAGUCGAUGGAAGACGGCCUGAUGAAGCGCGUCACCAAGAAGGAGUACGACGACGGCAAGGGGACGACGCACGUCGUGCACGAAACCACGUGGACGGAUGAGGAGGGGAGGGUGGUCAGGAGCCAGAGGAGUGAAACGUAUCGGCAACAGAGUUCGUGGGUUAGGAAGGGGGGGGAGGAAGAGAACAAGGAGAAGAAGGAGGGGGAGGGGGAGGGGGAGGGGAAUAAGAAGGAUGGGAAUGGAGGUUGGUUUUGGAACUAA